Molecule: messenger RNA, 6533 nt
Organism: Chelmon rostratus (copperband butterflyfish)
Lineage: Eukaryota; Metazoa; Chordata; Actinopteri; Chaetodontiformes; Chaetodontidae
Product: ADAMTS-like protein 1
Exons: 26
Coding region: 221-4783 (1520 amino acids)
Biological process (GO): extracellular matrix organization
Cellular component (GO): extracellular matrix
Molecular function (GO): metalloendopeptidase activity
Source: RefSeq, a predicted model, not a curated record
GCGGCCGUGAAGUGUCAUGUCGUCCGCGGCGCUUCUUGGCUGACUUUCCCCCUCUUUCUGCGUGUGUGGAGCGGCGCCGGAGCGCAGCGCGGAGAGGACAGCGGACCUCUGGAGUCCCAGAGCGGCUGCACGGACCGGGACGGACGGACGAGGGGAGCGGGCAAUCCCGACUGUCUCCGCAAAGUUUGAAUCAUCACACUGAGCUGAAUCCGCGUCGGAGAUGACAGGGGGCUGUUUGUGGACGACCGGGCUGCUUCUCGCCGCUGUGUGUGUGGAGGUUGCAGUAUGGGCCAAUGAUGGCGAAGCAGUGUUCAUCAGGGAGUUCACUCUGAUUCGCCGAGACCACCUUCCAGAAGAGCCUCUCCAUGAUGUCGGCCAAAAACCAGAAGACCCCAGCUCGCGGACGGCCCGAUCAGAAGAGGACAGAGACACUCUGUGGGAUGCCUGGGGCUCAUGGAGUGAGUGCUCCCGUACCUGCGGAGGAGGCGCCUCCUACUCCCUCAGACGAUGCCUCAGUUCCAAGACCUGUGAAGGGCAGAAUAUCAAAUAUCGCACAUGCAGUAAUGUGGAUUGCCCUCCCGACGCCGGUGAUUUCCGUGCCCAGCAGUGUUCAGCUCAUGCCGACGUGCGAUUCCAGGGUCAGUACCACGAGUGGCUGCCUGUGUACAACGACCCGGACAACCCCUGCGCUCUCAAGUGCAAAGCCAAGGGCUCGGGCCUUGUGGUGGAGCUGGCCCCCAAGGUGCUGGAUGGGACACGCUGUUACACCGAGUCCUUGGACAUGUGCAUCAGUGGAGUCUGCCAGAUUGUAGGUUGUGAUCAUGAGUUGGGGAGCACGGUAAAGGAGGACAACUGCGGUGUCUGCAAUGGAGACGGCUCAUCCUGCAGACUGGUGCGAGGACACUACAAGUCCCAGCAUGCUUCAGGAAAAACUGAGGACACAGUUGUCGUCAUCCCCUAUAAGAGUCGCCACGUACGUCUCGUCCUGAAAGGCCCGGAUCACUUGUAUGUGGAGAGUAAGACGCUGCAGGGGGUUAAAGGUGAACUGCUCUUGGAUAAAUCAGGCCAGCACCACCUGGAGAACACCACCUUGGACUUCCAGAAACUCUCAGAUAAGGAGGUUUUGAGGAUCACCGGCCCGCUCGGAGCUGAUUUCACAGUCAAAGUGCAGUUUGCCGGUGGAGCAGACAGUGUGGUUCAGUACAUCUACUACCAGCCCAUCAUCCACCGCUGGAGGGAGACGGACUUCUUCCCUUGCUCCGUCACGUGUGGUGGAGGGUACCAGCUAACAUCAGCAGAGUGCUUUGACCUUCGCAGCGGCCGGGUGGUUGUGGAUCAGUAUUGCCAUUAUUACCCAGAGAACAUCAAACCUAAACCCAAGCUCCAGGAGUGCAACAUGGAGCCCUGCCUGGCCAGUGAUGGCUACAAGCAAAUAAUGCCAUAUGACCUCUACCACCCUCUGCCUCGAUGGGAGAGCAGUCCCUGGACCGCCUGCUCCACCUCCUGCGGCGGAGGCAUCCAGAGUCGCUCGGUGUCCUGUGUGGAGGAGGACAUGCAGGGUACCAUCACUCCCACUGAGGAAUGGAAGUGUCUCUACUCCCCCAAGACAGCUAUCCUGCAGCCCUGCAACACCUUCGACUGCCCCACCUGGCUGGCACAGGAGUGGUCGCCUUGCACAGUGACCUGUGGUCAGGGUCUGCGCUACAGGGUGGUGUUAUGCAUUGAUCACAGGGGACUACAUGCUGGAGGCUGUAACCCCACCACCAAACCCCACAUCAAGGAGGAGUGCCUGGUGACUGUGCCCUGUUAUAAGUCCAUAGAUACCCUCCCAGUUGAGGCAAAACCUGUGUGGCAUAAGCAAGCCAUAGAGUUGGAGGAGGAGAUCAUCGUUACGGAGGAACCAACCUUCAUCCCCGGUCCCUGGCAGACCUGCAGCAGGACAUGCGGCGCCGGGAUCCAGCAACGGACCGUCAAGUGCCAGGUGUUGCUGUCCUUCUCCCAGACGGUUGCUGAUCUGCCUGAUGACGAGUGUGAGGGGGUCAAACCUGCCACGAGUCAGCCCUGCUACCGAACGCCCUGCUCUGGCGUUUCGGGCAAAGGGAAAGAAAGCCAGAAGGAGGGAGAGGAAGAGGAGGAGUCACCCAAGAGAGAGGAGCUGCACGACUGGGAGUAUGAGGGGUUUACGGAGUGCUCAGAGAGUUGUGGGGGAGGUGUGCAGGAGGCUGUUGUCAUCUGCCUGAACAAGCAGACCAGGGAGGCGGCAGACCAGAGCCUGUGUGUGAGCUCCCGUCGGCCCCCGCAACUCCUCCAGGACUGCAAAACUCAGCCCUGCCCACCUCGGUGGGAAACAGGAGAGUGGAGUUCAUGCUCUACUACCUGUGGGGUUGGUCUGAUGACCCGGACUGUGGUGUGCACGCACCGGCCCUCUCGGGACAGCAACCGAACUCAGGUCUUGAGAGAUGAAGACUGUCAGAACCCCAAGCCCAGUCCAGUCCAAGCCUGCAACCGAUUCGACUGCCCUCCUAUGUGGGAUACACGUGACUGGGGACAGUGCUCCCGGAGCUGCGGUGGUGGAAUUCAAAGGAGGCAGGUCCUGUGCAAACAGCGGUUGGCAGAUGGCAGCAUCCUGGAGCUGCCUGACACCUUUUGCCCUUCCAAGAGCCCUGCAAACCAGCAGCACUGUGCCAAGCAAGAGUGCCCACCUCAGUGGGUCACAACUGACUGGUCCCAGUGUUCAGUUACCUGUGGUAAUGGCAUUCAGAGACUACAGGCAGUCUGCAAAAAACACGGUAAAGACGGGGGGCAUUGGACCGUAGACCCUGAGAACUGCUCCCAGAUGGCACGGCCCAACAGAAUCCGGCCGUGCUCCCUCAGGCUCUGUGAGAACUCUGUCAAGCCCGAUCCUACCAUACUGGCCCAGAGGAAGGUGUAUAUCCAGUGGAAGAAGGGCAAAAAGCUACACUUGGUAGUGGGAGGCUAUGCCUACCUUCUGCCCUGGACAACUGUAGUCCUUCGCUGCCCAACCCGGCACUUCCGCAAGGGCCAAAUCCAAUGGAUGAAGGACGGGAAACCCUUGGUCAGCCUUUCACACCUCUCCAUAACAUCACUUGGAUAUGUGAAGAUUCAGCAGGCUCGUGCAUCUGAUGCAGGGAUAUACACGUGUGUCGCAGGUCCAGCACAAGAGCAUUUUAUCCUGCAGAUAAUUGGCAGCAAGCAGAAGCUCUCUGUUCCAGAGUCAUGGCUCCUUGCAGAUGGCCAGCAAAAGGUUGGUCAAUCAGAUGUGGCCUCAACAGGAGAGAGAUAUCAGGAGCUACCCAUCUCCCUCAACCAAUAUGACAGCAUUGUUGAGCAUUUGCUUGAAUUUAAAGGCUCUCUCCAAGAUGAAAAGGACAUUAGUGAUAAACCACACUCCAGUGAAAAGAACAGGUCGACCCUGGAGGAUGAGAGCUCAGAGCUUUCAGGCCUGCUCGUACUCACUGCUGAUACCCACAGGCUAGACGAGAUCACGCACAACCUCUCUGAAGGCCUUGGUGGACCAGGGGGGGAACAACUAAUAGCACAAUUGCUCAGCGAGCUCACCGCGGCGCAAGACGAAACCAAUGAGUCGACUCUUCAUCCCCCGGACGGCGCAGAAUCCUCCACGCAAGGGCCCCUCCUUUACAAACCGAACAUCAAAGCCCACACAUCCAGGCCAAGAAGCCCUGUGAUAAUCCAGCGGUCCAGAAAGGUCACAGCGGUGCCGUCGUCGGACAUGACAGUUCAUGUGGGAGCACCGGUUUUGUUGCAGAAACCCAUUGCUAGUUUGGAGCUGAGGUGUGAGGCACUGGGGAACCCUGACCCAUCCCUAACAUGGACAAAGAAUGGAAAAGAGUUGCACUACAACAGCAGAGUAGGCCUGUUGCCUAGCGGCUCACUCAGGAUACAGUCUCCGAGCAAGGUGGAUGAGGGUCUGUACACCUGCACCGCAAGGAAUCGUCUGGGUUCUACAUCUCUUUCAUCUUGGCUGCAAAUUACAGGAGGCAAAGGAAGAAACUGUGUCCAGACGAAUGGUGUGGGAGCAAACGGCCCUGUUUGCUCUGAGAGGAGCAACAGCAGCCAGUCAGCUGAGCUGUGCCACGGACAAGCCUGCCCCUUCAGGUGGCGAGUGGAUCCUUGGUCACCAUGCUCAACCAGUUGUGGAGGUGGGUCGCAGACCAGGGCUGUCCGCUGCAUGAAGGGUCCUGAGGGCAGAUCAAGAGAGGCGGGGAGCCAGCACUGCCUUGGCGCAGGGAGGAGACCCUCUGACACCAGGCUGUGCAACCAACUGCCCUGUGCCAGAUGGGUCACUGCCCACUGGGGACUGUGUCACGGCCAAUGUGUGGGUCCCAGUCUGGCCACACAGCACCGCCAUGUUUACUGCCAAGGCACCAAUGCCACCAAAGUCCCCUAUAAGAUGUGCAGUGGAAUCCAGAGGCCCAUCUCCCUGAAGAACUGCUCCACGGAGGCCUGUGCCCUCCAUUGGCGCAUCGGCCCGUGGACGCAGUGCACGGCCACCUGCGGGCGGCACGGUUUCCAGUCACGCCAGGUGACCUGUGCGCACCGUCGGACUGGAAAGGCCACACGCGAGCAUCACUGCAUGUGGAGGCCUCGCCCUCACAGCUGGCAGCGAUGCAAUAUUCUGUCCUGUGGCAGAGCAGGGGAGUGUCGAGACAGCACAAGGUACUGUGAGAAGGUUCGACAGCUGGAGCUUUGCCCGCUGCCCCAGUUUAAGAGUCGCUGCUGUCAUUCCUGCAGAAACACCUGAGGCUGGGACAUACGAUGAGGGCCAUGGACAGCCUGAAUAGGUCAGGGGGGACGCUCAGACGGCCAACAGAGACUUGAAACCUCUAUGCCCCGUCCUUCCAUCCACAACUGUCUCCACUGAUCAGUCUUGGAUGGGAUACCUGAGUGUGGAGGAAUGUUUGGAUGGUCAUACCUAGAGUGGCUGUGAUCUGCUCUCCUCAAAGACACCAUGAGUGGGUUUGAAUUUGAAAAUUUUAGGAGCAGGUCUGUUGAUGAAGGCUUCAGUUUUACUUCCCGAAGCUCACGCCAGCAGCUUUCCUGAAUUAUGCAAAAGUGACUAAGAUACAUUUCCAUUGUUCGUCACAGAAACUCGUGGUGACUGCCUUGUUUCAUAAAGGGGAACUCAUAAAGAAGCAUUAUCCUGGUGACUGGCAAUAAAACUGGUAUCUGGUGUAGCUUCAGGGGUUUCCUCAAACAAGUGGAACAACAGUGUUGCACCACCACGUUCUGUUGUAGCACCGUCACUUCAUGUCUGAAUUAGGGUGCAUAUUAUCAUGCAGUUUAGCUUACAAUACACAAACAUGUAACUUCUUUUUUAAUUGAUUGACUUCAUACCCAGGGAUACUAGGAAGACCCCUGAGCUUUUAAUAACCACUGGAUAGGUGUGUGUUUGCCUUUUUUUCAAUGGUCUCCAAAACAGUGCUGAUAAAUAGUUUUGAUGCUAAAUAAGCUUUUAUUAAUGAGGUAUGUGCAAACUCUCGUUUUAAACUGAAAGACAGCACAAUGCUGCAUAUAAAUGGGAAAUGGCUAACAUGAAUAAAGCCUAUUAUUUGAGAAAUGGUACACAUUUGGUAUAAGCCACCUGGGAACUCGAUCUGUGCCGUCAGUUUUGGUCAUUUUAGCAUGUGUUGACUGCAGUGAUUGGUCAACUCAUUUAAAGAGGAAAGGAAUUAGGAAUGCAGGUGUUUAAGUGCAUUUUUGGCUGAAUAAAUGGUAAGACAUGAUUAAGAUGUAUCUUGCAUGGGUUGCACUACGGAGGUGUGUGACUGAAGCAAGUCAAUUUUUGGAAAAAAAAAAAAAAGAAAAAGAAAAAUGACACUUAUUUUGCACUCAACUCAUCCAAGUCUGUUAAAAACAUGGCUUGUAGAGUUUUUUUUUUUUUUUGUGUAAAGUUACAUUGUUUAUAUAUUUUGUUUUGUGAGUUCGGUAUUUCUUGGAAAGAUGUUUGUCAAAAUGUCCCUUUAACCACUUGUAAACGUGACAGCAUGUUUCAACGAGAGGUGAGCGUCACGGUUUUAUUCUGUCCACCGAAUAUUUUUGCUUUAAUGUGACAUUUUAGAAAAACAGCAGAGUUACGUUUGACACUUCUGAUGUAAUUCUUCUUCCUUAGACAGAUUUCAGUGUUAAUUGAACUUAAAGUAUAUAAAUACGACCUCUGUGUCAUAUUUGGAUCUUGGUUAGAACAGUUGGGAACUUUUUAAAGAUCGUCAUUAAUGUUUGCACUUUUAACAUUUUGUCCAGGGUUCCUCGAUUCUUCAUCAACAAGUGCAACACAUACCUUAGCAGGAGACUACUUGGCCUUUCAUUAAGGUGUGAUUAUUUGAUUUUAUGAGAGGAAAACAUCAUUAACAUAUUACUUAUGCUCUUAAGUUAUGUAGAUAUUUGUUUUGUCCUUUUAACUAUUUAUUUUCAUGCGUGUUCUUGUGCAUAGUUUUGUAAAUAAUUACAGUGGUGGGUUUAAAGUAUUCAUUUCCCCACAUUUUUUUUUUUUU